Messenger RNA from Exaiptasia diaphana, 2065 nucleotides. RefSeq names its product arylsulfatase B. Bases 54 to 1532 code for a protein of 492 amino acids. The transcript has 7 exons. The record is from RefSeq and is a predicted model, not a curated record. NCBI's taxonomy places the organism in Eukaryota, Metazoa, Cnidaria, Anthozoa, Actiniaria, Aiptasiidae.
GAGAAGGUCACAUCUGCAGACCCGUGAUUGAAUUUACAUUUUGUUUAUCCAGUAUGAACAAGCRACAGUUUAUCGCCAUCGUCUUCCUAAUAACAGCCUUUGCAAGCUGUCAAUCCAAGCAACUGAAGCAACCACACAUUCUUCUUGUUGURGUUGAUGAUCUUGGUUGGAGUGAUGUCGGAUACCAAAACAUUUCCCCAAUCAAAACUCCAAACAUCGAUAAACUGGCAUCGGAGGGAGUGAUACUGGAUAAUUACUAUGUCCAGCCUAUAUGUACACCUACUAGGAGCGCUUUGAUGACCGGCAAAUACCCUAUACAUACAGGCAUGCAGCAUGGCGUUAUUAUCCCACCACAACCAUACGGCCUUCCCCUAGACCUCUCCCUUCUUCCGCAAAACCUGAAGAAAGCUGGAUACGCUACUCACAUGAUUGGUAAAUGGCAUCUUGGUUUCUAUGAAUGGGAGUACACGCCCACCUACCGGGGAUUUGACACCUUCUACGGGUAUUAUAAUGGUGCUGAGGACUAUUAUACCCAUGACGURAUGGGUUUUUUGGAUUURCGCGAUCAAAAAUCCAUAGUUAAAGACAUGAAGAAUGUUUACUCYGCCAAUAUAUUUACAAAGAGGGCAGAACAAAUCAUCAGCGAUCAUAACGCGUCUUCUCCUCUCUUCCUCUAUCUACCAUUUCAAAAUGUUCACUCUCCAAACGAGGCGCCGRAAUCAUUUGUCAAACAAUAUGAAUUUAUCAAAGACMWAACCAGRCGYAYUUAUGCUGGUAUGGUUACCGCUGUKGAUGMAGCYAUUGGUAACGUAACAGAUGCAAUGAAAAAGAAAGGGAUUUGGGAURACACGUUGAUGGUCUUCACGACAGACAAUGGUGGCAUACCUAUGUAUGGAGGAUAUAACUGGCCUUUACGCGGAAUGAARRYGACACUCUGGGAGGGAGGAGUUCGUGGUGURGGUUUUGUCCAUGGAUCAAUGAUUGAAAAGAAGGCUCGUAAAUGUAAWGAGCUSUUGCACGUGACUGAYUGGUUUCCCACUCUUUCAGCGAUUGCAGGAAUCGAUGACUUUGACCAAGACAUCGAUGGGUUCAAUAUCUGGGAUACGAUAUCAAAAGGGUCCGCCUCCCCAAGAACAGAGAUCCUGCACAAUAUCGACGUCAAUGAUCCUGGUUUAUUACCUUCCAGCCAGGGCAUUGCUCUUCGAUCAGGACACAUGAAAUUGAUUAUGCAAGUAUUGAACUUUCCAUGGUUUAAGCCCCCUGAGCUUGGGAAAAGCGACAGAGCACAUGGUGAUAAAUUUCCUGAGAAAUUCAGGAUCAAAGAGGCAUUGUUCAACAUUACCGCUGACCCAGAAGAACGAAAUGAUUUAAGUUCUAAGCUCCCGAAUGUUCUAGCUAGGAUGAAGGCUCGCGUGGAUUUUUACAAGCAAGGUGUGGUCCCCAAGAGGAAUCAGCCCCUUGAUCCAGAAGCUACAGCCACUGCUAAAAGAAACGGCGCAUGGACACCGUGGCGUGGAUCAACAGUCUACUGAUGUUUUAGCCUCAAAAGUCUUGUAGGUGGUAUCAGAGGCUUCUCUCUUUAGAAUAUUUUUCGGCUGAAUGUUUGUAUACCGGAGUCGUCAUAUUGGCGUAUUCAUGUCUUUAGUUUGAGAAAAGUGGCCAUUCCGAAAUUCAAAAAGGGACUGUCGAUGUAGUUUGAAUUCCAUGAGAAGAUAUAGCAUACUAAAUUUAGUAUAGCUGCUGAGUUUUAGGGUAAUUGGUGGAAUAAUUACAGAGUGAUUAGUGUUUAAACUUUGAAAAGAUAGCAAAGAAUGCCAUUGAACAGCGUUGUCAAAAUCAUACAUUCUCUCUAAUUGUUGUAAUUUUCAAAAACAAUUGCCACUCGGGUAAUUAUUCAAAGUACGAAAAUGCCUCAAAGUUGAAAAUAACACUAAUUGUAGUUUGGUCUUUCAAGUGGUGGUGGUCAGCUUUACAGUCUCCUUUUCAAUUUCAGAAAAAGGCAAGUUUAGUUCGAUAUUAGUCAACAGUUUGAACCAAACAAUAAAAAGACCGAUGAUACGUACAA